AUUUCCUCUCAUCUCCGGAUCCAUUUGUAGCCAAAAUUCUGCAUUUGAUAAGCCAACAAUUAAUUAUUAUCUGUACACGUACUCAUCGUCACAAUGUCACAACCUUCAAGACCAGAGUAUUUCCUGGAAUGCGGCCAGGGGCAUUCAUUCUACCAAACUCUGGAAAGCCAGUCCUAACCUAACCAUCAACACUCCCUACAACGCAGCAUCAAACAGCUCGACUGCAACCAUCAAUGAGAAGUCCAGUCAUCAACACCAGCGAAUAUGCCGAUACCAAGGAGACCCGCACCCAGCUGCUCUCCGGGUACAGGCUGGCGAUGGCCAUCAUCAGCCUGGAUAUCCUUGUGUUCCUGUCGGCUAUCGACAUGACCAUCGUGGCCACCACCUACAUCCCCAUCGGCGACAAGUUUGGGUCGGUGGAUCGCGCCGAGUGGAUUAUUACCAGCUACCUGAUCACCACAACGGCCAUCCAGCCCAUCUACGGCAAGAUCUCUGACGUGAUCGGACGCGUCGAGACCAUCGUCAUGGCGAUUGUGUCCAACUCGCUCAACAUGCUGAUUGCCAGCCGGGCAAUCAAGGGCCUGGGCGGCGCCGGGCUCAUGAGCAUGGCGCUGAUAGUCAUUGCCGACAUCAUGAACGAGCGCCAGCGCGGCAAGUACGUGGGCAUUUUCUCGGGCACCUGGGGGCUGGGCUCGGCCAUUGCGCCGAUGAUUGGCGGCCUCAUUGUCGAGAAGAGCAAGUGGCCGGUGGUGUUCUGGAUCAACAUCCCGUUCUGCGUCAUCUCUGCCGCCCUCAUUGUCAUGCUGCUGCGGAUUCCGCGGCCCAAGGGGUCGAUGCUCGAGAAGCUGAAGAAGGUCGACUUUAUCGGCUCGCUCCUGUCGCUGGCCGGGCUCACCCUGGUGCUGCUGGCGCUGACCUGGGGCGGCCGCGACUACGCGUGGUCAUCGGCUGCCGGUGGUUACAGGUUUGCGGUGGAGCCCAUCAUGCCCAUGCACCUGUUCAACCGGCGCAACGUGAUUCUGUGCUCGCUGGCGCACAUUUUCUUUGGCUUUGGCGUCAACGGCCCCAUCACAUUCAUUCCGAUGUGGGCGCUGGUCGUCAAGCACGCGUCAUACGUGACCUCGGGGCUGUAUCUGCUGCCGUUCUCCAUCGCCAUGGUGAUUUCGUCGGUGGCGGGCGGGGUCCUGGUCAGCCGUCUGGGCAGGUUCCGCGAGAUCAUCUGGUUCGGCGCAGCGAUGCUGACGCUAGGCAACGGCCUCCUGAUCCUGCUCGGCACCGAUGCCAGCCUGGGCAAGAUCAUCGGUCUGCUUGUCGCCGGAGGACUUGGGUUCGGCAGCUGCAUCCAGACGCUGACGCUUGCUGCGCAGUCGGCAGUCACUGGCAAGGACCUGGCGGCAACGACAACAGUCAACCUGUUCUUCCGCUCGCUGGGCCAGAUUCUGUCAGUGGCGGUCAUGAGCAACAUUAUCCAGAACAAGCUGCGCACCGAGAUCGGCGAGGUGGUGGCGCGGUUCCCAGCACACAUGCACGAGAUUCUGGAGGUGCUCAAGGACCAGUCGACGAUCAGCAGCUCGGGUAUGCCUGAGAGCGUCAAGGCUGCGAUCCAGUUUGCGUACUGGGACUCGCUGAAGGUCGGGUUCAUUGCGCUGACUGCAUUCACAGGUGUGUUCUUGCUGCUGACGCUUGGUAUCCAGCACAAGGAGCUGGAGACAACGCUCAAGAAGACGAUUGAUGACUAUUCGCUCACCAAGCGGCGGAUCGGCCUCGGCAUCUACUACCUGCUCGCCGUGGUCAAUUCCUGGCAGACGGUAAAGUACGCUGUCAAGCCCACCACCACGCUGCUUAUUGCGUACCCAACAAUCUCCGGCUCGCGCACGGCCUUCUACGGCCUGCUGCUGUCGACGCUGGGCGACAUCUUCCUGAUGAUCCCGCGCGAGGACAUGUUCGUUCCCGGCCUUCUGUCGUUCCUGGUCGCGCACAUCCUCUAUAUCUCGGCGUUCAGCGCGCGCUGGAGGAUGUCAUGGAGCAUCGUGCCGCUGAGCGCGUACUCGGCGAUCAUGGUUAAUCUCUUGUACCCGGGUGUGGCCAAGGAGGAGGCGGCGGUGCAGAUUGGCGUCGUGGUGUAUGUUCUGGUUAUCACGGCUAUGGUGUACAAGGCAUCGCUGACGGGCAGCGGCACGCUGAUCUUUGGCACUAUUCUGUUUGCGAUCUCGGACUCGGUGCUGGCGUGGAACAAGUUCAUUGCAGUGCAGCAGUGGGGCGAGUUCACGGUCAUGCUCACGUAUUAUGCGGCGACAGCUUACACAUAG
Linderina pennispora is the source of this 2309-nucleotide messenger RNA. RefSeq names its product MFS general substrate transporter. Lineage: Eukaryota; Fungi; Kickxellomycota; Kickxellomycetes; Kickxellales; Kickxellaceae. Gene Ontology annotation, biological process: transmembrane transport. Gene Ontology annotation, cellular component: membrane. The record is from RefSeq and is a predicted model, not a curated record. Gene Ontology annotation, molecular function: transmembrane transporter activity. The coding region runs from base 234 to 2309 and encodes 691 amino acids. The transcript is spliced from 5 exons.